Messenger RNA from Monosiga brevicollis MX1, 834 nucleotides. RefSeq lists its product as uncharacterized. NCBI's taxonomy places the organism in Eukaryota, Choanoflagellata, Craspedida, Salpingoecidae. The transcript has 2 exons. The record is from RefSeq and is a predicted model, not a curated record. Bases 1 to 834 code for a protein of 277 amino acids.
AUGACGAGCAUGAUUGCCGCGCGACCGCCCAUCCUCUUGGCAGCGCCCCCCUUUGACGACAACCUGUAUUUCCGACCCACUCCCGUCAUCCCGGCCACCCAGCGCUUGGAUUAUGCCCAGCCCCAUCGACACGAGCAACCCUCCAACGUCCACCACGGUCAUCAUUUUCAUCGCCUCCAACAAGAAUCCCCGCUGCCAACCGGCAAGCGUUUCUCUUGCGAGCGCAUCCUCUCGCCAGCUAGCUUCAUGGACGAAGACUUGGAUGAUGCUCAAAACCCACAGCUAGCACAGUCCGAACAGCCACGACCCAAGCGCUUCGCUCUCGCUGUCACCACCGCCUCCCCUUUGCUCUCCGGGCCGCGAUCCUGCCCCUCCAGUCCAGGCCAAAUGCAGCGUGACUCGACGCUGAGCCCCGUGAACAUGAGUCCCCGGCUGGCCGCGCCCGUCACCUCGUGCCCGACCUCGCCCGAUUCACGCCGCAUUCCGGGCUGGCGCCCAGCCCGCCGUGCAGCGAGCAGCUCUCCCGGACUCGGAUCCUCGAACCACCUCGUCUUGUCCGCCUUGCCCCGCGCCUACAAGAAUCGACCUCGUGCUCGCAGCCAUGGCGCAGCACAUGCCUUGGAGCGCCACGCCUCCAACUCUGCCAGCGUUGCCCAUCGACCACGUCGCCGACGCAUGACCAAUCCUCAUCCAUGCCCCGACCAUACCCUCAGCAAGACACGCACCCCGUGUUGGUUUGAAGAGGACGACAUCUCUCCCCUCACCUCCGCCCUGGCCAACAAGCUCACCUGCGCCAGCGCCCCGCCGUCGCCGACCAUUCAUUUCUACAGCUAG